AACUCAAUGAGUAUCAUUCAUAUUUCUCUUUCUUUUCUCCUCUUGUUCGUUUUUUAUUUUCAUGACGUGUUUGCGUCUCCUACUAGACACUUGUGUCGUCCGGAGCAAAGGGAUGCACUUCUCGAGUUCAAGAAUGAGUUUGAGAUUCGGAAGCCUUCUUUUCGGUGUUAUGUUAAUGGUCGCUGGGUAAACCCGUACCCGAAGACGGAGUCAUGGGCAAAUAAUACUGAUUGUUGUUAUUGGGAUGGUAUCAAGUGCGAUGCCAAAUCCGGGGAAGUGAUCGAGCUAGACCUCAGAUGCAGCUCUCUCUACGGCAAGUUUCGUUCCAAUACCAGUCUGUUUAGGCUUCAUAACUUUCGUUUUCUCACCACUUUAGACCUUUCACAUAAUGAUUUACAUGGUCAAAUCCCGUUUUCAAUUGGAAAUCUUUCUCUUCUUACUUCUCUCGACCUUUCUUCCAAUGGGUUUUCGGGUCAGAUUCCAUCUUCAAUUGGAAAUCUUUCUCUUCUUACUUCUCUCGACCUUUCUGAAAACGGGUUUUCGGGUCAGAUUCCAUCUUCAAUUGGAAAUCUUUCACAGCUCACCUCUCUCUAUCUCUUUUCCAAUCAGUUUUCGGGUCAGAUUCCAUCUUCAAUUGGAAAUCUUUCACAGCUUACCUCUUUGGAUCUUUCUUCCAAUCAGUUUUCGGGUCAGAUUCCAUCAUCAAUUGGAAAUCUUUCACUGCUCACCUCUCUCUAUCUUUCUUUCAAUCAGUUUUCGGGUCAGAUUCCGUCUUCAAUUGAAAAUCUUUCACAGCUCACCUUUCUCAAACUUUAUUCCAAUCAGUUUUCGGGUCAGAUUUCAUCUUCAAUGGGAAAUCUUUCACUUCUUACCUCUCUUCAUCUUUCUUCCAAUCAGUUUUCGGGUGAGAUUCCAUCUUCAAUUGGAAAUCUUUCACAGCUUACCUCUCUUCAUCUUUCUUCCAAUCAGUUUUCGGGAACGCUUCCCUCAAACAUUAGCUCACUCUCCAACUUGGUGCAUUUUGGAGCAAGUGACAACGAUUUCGUUGGAACCAUUCCUUCUUCUCUCUUCACCAUUCCUUCUUUGACAGAAAUUGAUUUGUCAAAUAACCAACUCGACAGCCUUCUUGAGUUUGGGAAUAUAUCUUCACCAACAAAGCUAGAGUGGUUAGUGCUUUCCGGUAACAACUUGAGAGGGCCAAUCCCGAGAUCCAUUUCCAAAUUAGUCAACCUCUAUUACCUUGACCUUUCCAAUUGGAACACCCAAUUAGGCCCAAUUGACUUGAGUAUCUUCUCGCAUCUCAAGUCACUCGAAUAUCUUGGCUUAUCCCAUUUGAACACAACCACUACGAUUGAUUGUAAUGCCAUCUUAUCAUUUUUCAAGUCGCUCGAAGAAUUGGAUCUCUCAGGCAACCAUGUUUCAGCCGAAACCAAGAGCUCAGUUUCAGAUCCUCCUUCGCAAAUGUUAUAUUAUUUAAACUUGUCUGGCUGCGGUAUUACCGAAUUUCCAGAGAUCAUAAGAACCCGGCAGUCUAUGAAGAGACUAGACAUUUCCAACAACAAAAUCAAAGGUCAAGUGCCUGGCUGGUUAUGGACUCCACCAACUCUUUACUACGUGAAUCUUUCCAACAACACUUUCACCAGCUUCGAAAGACCAACGAAACAUGGACUAUCCUCUGGCUUGUGGUACUUGUCUGGCUCCAGAAACAAUUUCACAGGAAAUAUUCCCUCCUUCAUAUGCGCGUUGGGCUCUCUAAGCGUUCUCGAUUUCUCUGAAAACAACUUCAAUGGUUCAAUCCCUCUUUGUAUGGAGAAUCUCAAGAGUAAUCUUUCGGUUCUAAACCUCCGUCAGAAUCAUCUUAGCGGAGGCCUUCCGGAGAAUGUAUUUGAAAGUCUAAGGUCCCUUGACGUUGGUCAUAACCAACUGGUGGGAAAGCUUCCAAGAUCUUUGAUCCAUUUCUCUGCCCUUGAAGUUCUUAAUGCGGAAAGCAACAAAAUCAACGACACGUUUCCGUUCUGGUUGAGUUCUCUACAAAACCUGCAAAUUCUUGUCUUACGCUCCAAUGCAUUCCAUGGAUCGAUACAUCAAGCCUCCUUCCUUCAGCUGAAAAUCAUGGACAUCUCGCAUAAUUACUUCAACGGAGUUUUACCAUCAGAUUAUUUUGUGAACUGGAGUAAAAUGUCAUCACUUGGAAUAGAGGAAGAUCGCUCGGCUGUAAACUACAUGGGAGAAGAUAAAUCAGGCUAUUACCACGAUUCAUUGGUCUUGAUGAAUAAAGGAACAGAGAUGGAGCUGGUACGUAUCCUAAAAAUCCUCACAGCACUCGACUUCUCUGGAAACAGGCUUGAAGGAGAAAUUCCAAGGUCCAUCGGCCUAUUGAAAGAGCUUCACGUACUCAACUUGUCAAACAAUGCUUUCACUGGCCACAUACCAUCAUCUAUGGGUAACCUGACAGCUCUCGAGUCACUUGACGUUUCUCAAAACAAGCUUUCAGGAGUGAUCCCACAAGAGCUAGGGAAUCUCUCGUACCUUGCGUACAUGAACUUCUCCCACAACCAGCUUGUCGGUCUAGUACCUGGAGGCACUCAGUUUCGAACGCAGCCUUGCUCUUCCUUCGAACACAACUCAGGACUUUUUGGCCCUUCUCUUGACGAAGUUUGCAAAGAUAUACACAAGACAUCAUCGCAAGAGAAUGAAACACCGGAGGAGGCAGAGGAAGAAGACGAAGAGGUGUUUAGUUGGAUUGCAGCUGCAAUAGGAUUUGGACCUGGCAUUGUAUUAGGAUUGACGAUUGGAUACAUAUUGGCCUUCUACAAACGGAGGUGGUUCACGAGUCCUUUUGGCCGAAACAAACACAGAAGCAGAAGCACCACAGCUCAUUAAGAGAGCGUUCUUAAACCCAAGAUGAAGAAUCUUUGAAAAAGAGAAUGAAGCAACCAGACCAUAGGUAGAGAAGAAGCUUGGGGGAGAAGGCAACUCAUUUUAUCAAAAACUAAAUAUCAAUGAUUGUUUCCGGUUUAGUUUUGUGUGUUUAUCAUAUACAUACUCUGUUUUUAGCCAAUGUUUGUGUUUCUCUGUAAUUGAACAAUGAAAGAAUGUUUACAAAGCUCAAA
Eutrema salsugineum is the source of this 3113-nucleotide messenger RNA. Its product is annotated as receptor-like protein 12. Gene Ontology annotation, molecular function: protein binding. The record is from RefSeq and is a predicted model, not a curated record. The annotation marks the transcript as partial. NCBI's taxonomy places the organism in Eukaryota, Viridiplantae, Streptophyta, Magnoliopsida, Brassicales, Brassicaceae. The transcript has 4 exons.